CGUUUAAAAAACAUUGUGUUUGUUUCUGAUAUCUAAUUUUCAUCUUAUGCAGGUGUGUGUUGGAUAGAAGAAAGAGUUUGACCUUUAAGAAGUAACAGCAGAAACAGAAAAAGAGACAGAAAGAAAAGAUGAGUUUGAGAGAGGAAAAUGAAGAGGGAAGGGAUCUGAAGAAGCCAUUUCUUCACACAGGAAGUUGGUAUCGUAUGAGUGGGAGACAAUCCAGUGUGUUUGGUUCCACACAGGCCAUUCGUGAUUCCUCCAUCUCAGUCAUUGCUUGUGUUCUGAUCGUUGCUUUGGGUCCUCUUCAGUUUGGUUUCACUGCAGGUUAUACCUCACCUACCCAAGCUGCUAUAAUCACUGAUCUAGGCCUCUCGGUCUCCGAGUUUUCUUUGUUUGGUUCUUUGUCCAAUGUCGGUGCCAUGGUUGGAGCAAUAGCUAGUGGUCAGAUUGCGGAGUAUAUAGGGCGUAAAGGGUCUUUGAUGAUUGCAUCCAUUCCGAAUAUUAUUGGUUGGCUCGCUAUCUCUUUUGCAAAUGAUUCCUCUUUUCUUUAUAUGGGAAGAUUGUUGGAAGGGUUUGGAGUAGGGAUAAUAUCUUACACGGUGCCGGUGUAUAUAGCUGAGAUAUCACCGCCAAACUUGAGGGGUGGUUUGGUUGCAGUUCACCAGCUCUCUGUCACCCUUGGAAUUAUGGUGGCGUAUCUGCUGGGGAUUUUUGUUGAAUGGAGAAUCCUUGCAAUUUUAGGAAUUUUACCAUGUACAAUAUUGAUACCUGGCCUAUUUUUCAUUCCUGAAUCUCCUAGAUGGCUGGCAAAAAUGGGAAUGACAGAAGAAUUUGAAACUUCCUUGCAAGUACUCCGAGGCUUUGACACUGAUAUUUCUGCUGAAGUGAAUGAAAUUAAGAGGGCUGUUGCUUCAAGCAACAGAAGAACAACAAUUCGAUUUGCAGAUCUCAAACAAAGAAGAUAUUGGCUGCCUUUAAUGAUUGGCAUUGGACUACUUAUGUUGCAACAGCUUUCUGGAAUUAAUGGUGUUCUUUUUUAUUCCAGUACCAUCUUUCGAAGUGCUGGAAUUAGUUCAAGUGAUUCAGCAACAUUAGGAGUUGGUGCUGUUCAGGUUCUUGCCACCAGUUUAACUUUGUGGUUGGCCGACAAAUCUGGCCGUCGUCUUCUACUUAUUGUCUCUGCAACUGGAAUGACUUUUAGUCUCUUGCUUGUUGCAAUCUCAUUCUAUGUAAAGGAUAUUGUAUCAGAAACUUCUUCCUUGUAUGGGAUGUUGAGCACCUUGUCAGUGGUUGGAGUUAUGGCCAUGGUUAUUGCAUUCUCUCUGGGAAUGGGAGCUAUGCCAUGGAUUAUAAUUUCUGAGAUUCUUCCAUUAAACAUCAAAGGCUUAGCGGGGAGUGUUGCAACACUUGCCAAUUGGUUAAUUUCUUGGCUGGUUACACUAACAGCUAAUAUGCUCUUGGAUUGGAGUUCUGGAGGUACCUUCACCAUAUAUGCAUUAGUAUGUGCCUUCACUGUAGGAUUUGUUACCAUUUGGGUCCCUGAGACCAAGGGAAGAUCCAUUGAAGAAAUCCAAAUGUCUUUCAGAUGAAGUUUCUCCUCUAGCAGUUUUCUUUCCCCUUCUUCACAAGUUGAUUUCAGAGUUUCUCAUUUCAAGGGAUUUGACAUUAUCGUGUUAUUCAUUUGAUUCCAUCCCUUGAAAUUGGGAAUCCUCUCGCAAGUUCUUGGAGGUUUUUGUGUGAAUUGGCUCCUUCCUUAGACAUUCAAUUAGACUAGUCCAUCCUGUAUGCACCCUGUAAUUGUUCCUUAUUAAUUAUUCAUUAUGUUCUUUUGGUUUGUGGAAAAUGUAAGCCAAAUUAGUAUAACUAUUUAUGGCCCCUUUGCAAUUGUGUUGCUAUUCUUUAUAAAUGUCAACUUAUUAGCAGUUUCAGUUCAA
Messenger RNA from Vigna umbellata (rice bean), 1934 nucleotides. RefSeq names its product sugar transporter ERD6-like 6. The record is from RefSeq and is a predicted model, not a curated record. Gene Ontology annotation, molecular function: sugar transmembrane transporter activity. Gene Ontology annotation, cellular component: plant-type vacuole; membrane. Gene Ontology annotation, biological process: carbohydrate transport; transmembrane transport. Lineage: Eukaryota; Viridiplantae; Streptophyta; Magnoliopsida; Fabales; Fabaceae.